Molecule: messenger RNA, 540 nt
Organism: Phalacrocorax carbo (great cormorant)
Lineage: Eukaryota; Metazoa; Chordata; Aves; Suliformes; Phalacrocoracidae
Source: RefSeq, a predicted model, not a curated record
AUGUUCACUGAUGGGUCCUGUCGUCUUGUGGGAAAGCAUCAGAGGUGGAAGGCUGCUGUAUGGAGUCCUGUACAAAUCGCAGAAACUGCUGAGGGAGAAGGUGAAUUGAGUCAGUUUGCAGAGGUAAAGGCUAUCCAGCUGGCCUUAGACAUUGCUGAAUGGGAAAAGUGGCCAAUGCUCUAUCUUUAUACUGACUCAUGGAUUGUGGCAAAUACCCUGUGGGAGUGGUUACAGCAAUGGAAGCAGAGCAACUGGCAGCGCAGAGGCAAACCCAUCUGGGCCGCCACAUUGUGGCAAGAUAUUGCUGCCCGGGUAGAGAACCUGGUUGUAAAGGUACAUCACAUGGAUGUGCACAUCCCCAAGAGUCAGGCCACUGAAGAACAUCUGAACAACCAGCAGGUAGAUCAGGCUGCUGAGAUUGAAGUGGCUCAGGUGGAUCUGGACUGGCAACAUACAGGUGAAUUAUCUAUAGCUCCAUGGGCCCAUGGCACCUCAGGCCAUCAAGGAAGACAUGCAGCAUACAGGAGGGCUUGUGAUUGA